This is a messenger RNA of Rhodotorula toruloides NP11, 939 nucleotides long. Its product is annotated as phenazine biosynthesis PhzC/PhzF family protein. Lineage: Eukaryota; Fungi; Basidiomycota; Microbotryomycetes; Sporidiobolales; Sporidiobolaceae. The transcript has 5 exons. Gene Ontology annotation, biological process: biosynthetic process. The record is from RefSeq and is a predicted model, not a curated record. The coding region runs from base 1 to 939 and encodes 312 amino acids. Gene Ontology annotation, cellular component: cytoplasm. Gene Ontology annotation, molecular function: isomerase activity.
AUGACCCGCACUCAUCCCUUUCAAACAGUCGACGCCUUCACCUCCUCCCCCUUCUCCGGCAACCCAGCAGCGGUCCUCAUCUUCACCUCCUCGACCGAAGACCAGACGCUGGCAAAGGACGAUGACUUGAUGCAGAAGAUUGCGGCCGAGUUCAAUCUCGCUGAGACGGCUUUCUGUCGCGCGCUUGGACGGGAAGGAGGCGAGGAGGAGGAGGAGAGUCGUGAGUACGAGAUUCGGUGGAGGACGCCGACGGUUGAGGUCCCGCUCUGCGGCCACGCGACCCUCGCCUCCGCCCACGUCCUCUUCAUCACCUACCAUCCCACCGCUACCUCCCUAACCUUCCGCACCCUGCACUCCGGCACCCUCCGUGCCGUCCGUAACAAAUCCGACAACUCCAUCUCGCUUGAUUUCCCUGCGGCGUCGCUGUUGACGCUUGAGGAAGGACAUAGGAGGAGACCGAAGAUUGUGGAGGCUGUCAAAGCUGCGACGGGGUUGGGAGAGGAGAUCGUUGGGAAGGUGGCGUGGUGGGACGCUUGGAAUGGAGCGGUGGUCGAGCUGGAUGCGGGCGUCGACUUGGCGAACUUGAAGGUCGACAUCGCGGCGACGGCCACGGUCGGCGAUAUCCUCCUCCUGACGCAACCCGCACCCGCCUCGUCCGGCUUCGACAUCUACUCUCGCGUCUUCGCACGUCCAGUCGGUAUUGACGAAGAUCCCGUAACCGGCGCAGCACACACCGCCCUCGCCGUCUUCUACCUCCUCGACCCGAACAUCGCUUCUCGUCUCCCUCACUCGUCGCAGGCGCUCGCGAGCUCGACGUUGCGAGCGAAGCAGGUCAGCAAACGCGGAGGCGAGCUUGUUGCUGUGCUGGACAGGGAGGGGAAGAGGGUGGAGUUGAGGGGCCAGGCGAGGAGGGUCAUGAAGGGUGAGAUUGAGCUGUGA